AUGCCAGCCGCGAAAGCCGAAGAAAAGGGCGAGUCCUCGAAUGCCGCUUUCAAGGCGGCCCUCUCUGCCUCUACCAACGGAUCGUCAAAUUAUGAGCUACCAUGGGUCGAAAAGUACCGUCCCGUCUUCCUCGACGAUGUGGUCGGCAAUACCGAAACGAUUGAGCGACUAAAAAUCAUUGCCAAGGAGGGCAACAUGCCGCACGUCAUCAUCUCUGGCAUGCCAGGCAUAGGCAAGACAACGAGCGUGCUGUGUCUCGCGCGUGAGCUCCUGGGCGAGUCGUAUAAGGAGGCCGUCCUCGAGCUCAACGCCAGUGACGAGCGAGGCAUCGACGUCGUGCGCAACCGGAUCAAGGGCUUUGCGCAAAAAAAGGUGACGCUGCCGGCCGGCCGCCACAAGCUCAUCAUCCUCGACGAGGCGGACAGCAUGACGUCGGGCGCGCAGCAAGCUCUGCGCAGGACCAUAGAGAUCUACUCCAACACGACGCGAUUCGCCUUUGCGUGCAACCAGUCCAACAAGAUCAUCGAGCCCCUCCAGUCGCGGUGCGCCAUCCUCCGCUACGCCAAGCUCACCGACGCGCAGGUCGUCAAGCGGCUGAUGCAGAUCAUCGAGGCCGAAAAGGUGGAAUACAGCGACGACGGGCUCGCCGCCCUCGUCUUCAGCGCCGAGGGUGACAUGCGACAGGCCAUCAACAACCUGCAGUCGACGUUUUCCGGCUUCGGCUUCGUCUCGGGCGACAACGUCUUCAAGGUGGUGGACUCGCCGCAUCCCAUCAAGGUGCAGGCGAUGCUCAAGGCCUGCUACGAGGGCAACGUCGACGCCGCGCUCGACACGCUCCGCGAGCUGUGGGACCUUGGCUACUCGAGCCACGACAUCAUCAGCACCAUGUUCAAGGUCACCAAGACAAUCCCGACGCUGAGCGAACACUCGAAGCUCGAGUUUAUCAAGGAGAUCGGCUUCACGCACAUGAAGAUUCUGGAGGGUGUGCAGACGCUGCUGCAACUGAGCGGCUGUGUAGUGCGGCUGUGCAGGAUAAACAUGGAUCCCAAGCGCUUCCAGGCAAAGUAA
Cordyceps fumosorosea ARSEF 2679 is the source of this 1068-nucleotide messenger RNA. Its product is annotated as DNA polymerase III, clamp loader complex, gamma/delta/delta subunit. Gene Ontology annotation, biological process: DNA-templated DNA replication; DNA repair. The transcript has 2 exons. Gene Ontology annotation, cellular component: Ctf18 RFC-like complex; Rad17 RFC-like complex; DNA replication factor C complex. Lineage: Eukaryota; Fungi; Ascomycota; Sordariomycetes; Hypocreales; Cordycipitaceae. Gene Ontology annotation, molecular function: DNA clamp loader activity; ATP hydrolysis activity; DNA binding. The record is from RefSeq and is a predicted model, not a curated record. Bases 1 to 1068 code for a protein of 355 amino acids.